CAAAACUUGGUACAGGUUUCUUCCUAUAGAAGUAAGCUGUGAGCAAUCUUGAUAUUGACAUUUUGCAUUUAAAUUCGAAAUUUCAGUCAUACUUCGUAAACUAACCUUCCUGUCAGUGUCAACUAUACAAAUAAUUCAAAUGUCAAAAGUAGUCAAAACAAAGCGGCCCGCCGCAGCUGUGCGUACAAUUUUAUUUGAGGUUAUAUCAAUCAAAGCAAAAAGCUAUUGUGUUUUAAUUUACGUUCUUUAGCACUAAGAAGUUUGAAACAAAGUACAUAAAUAUUAACAAUGCUGUGUCCGGAAGUCUGUAACUUCCCGCCACCAAAAAUCAUGGUAACACAUAAAGAAAAUAUGGAUUUCAUGUCGGUCAAAGACUUUUUGCUAAGGAAUUAUUACUUCAAGAGUUUAAUAGUUACCUGCCCCGACGAAAUAAAGACACCUAGCUUCAUUCAAGAUGUAGUCACAGAAGAUACCGAUUAUUAUAAGUUAACAAAUUGUUCAUUGACAGAAUUUGUAGAACCAACUUUUAUAGAAUGUUUCGUGAAAACUGGCAAGAUACACUGUUUGAGUGUGGGUCGGAAUUGUGUGAUAGAGAAUUGUGUUGCGAUCACCCCAGAUGGACAUCUCGUACUGCACGUACUUGAUUAUACUUUCCAAACAUUAGGAUUAGAAGGAACAAAGAGACCUUACAAUUACUAUGAAGUGAAAAUAGAUCUUAAAACCAUAACACACUAUAGUAAAGUAAGGUCAGGAUUAGAUAAGUUAAAACUGUUUGAUUUAAACAUAACUUGGGAGCCAAACAAUGAAGAUAUUUGCCCAUCAUCAAUAGCAAAAUACUUCAGUGACAGAAAUGUAAAUAUAUCAGUGCAUUCAUUAAAAUCAAGAAGUGUAUCACCAUUUGUUAACGAAAUACCAGUUUUAAAAGAUGUAGAUAUUGAAGAGAUGGUUGAAUGGGUUGGUUUGCUUGCUCAUGAUGUUGAUAUAACUCCAACAGAGCAGUAUAUCAGUAUGUACAGUCAGCCUGACAGUGACUAUGCUUUAAAAACUGGAAGAAUAUCCAUUUUAAUAGUAAAAGGUUUUAUAACACCUACUGUGGUUAGUCAGGUGUGUGAAAAGGUAGCUGAGUAUGUGGGUACUAGGGAGAUGGAUAACUACUGGGCCAGUGUGAGUGUUCAGAGUGAUGAGAACAGUCUUUGGAAGUGGAAGACUGGCAGCACAAGAAUGUUUCAAGCACAGGACAGUUGCUGUUCUGCCUUCUUCACAAAUAAUGGGCAUGUUGUGUAUUCAGUUGGUGAAUUAAAGUAUUCAUGAUAUAAUAAAA
Molecule: messenger RNA, 1321 nt
Organism: Trichoplusia ni (cabbage looper)
Lineage: Eukaryota; Metazoa; Arthropoda; Insecta; Lepidoptera; Noctuidae
Exons: 1
Coding region: 289-1311 (340 amino acids)
Biological process (GO): tRNA 3'-end processing; tRNA 5'-leader removal; endonucleolytic cleavage in ITS1 to separate SSU-rRNA from 5.8S rRNA and LSU-rRNA from tricistronic rRNA transcript (SSU-rRNA, 5.8S rRNA, LSU-rRNA)
Cellular component (GO): multimeric ribonuclease P complex; ribonuclease MRP complex
Molecular function (GO): ribonuclease MRP activity; ribonuclease P activity
Source: RefSeq, a predicted model, not a curated record